CCAUGUAGUAGUGGGCGGCACAGCAAUAUACUAUUUCCGCCGGAACCCAGAGUGAGCGCUUCCUGUCCUACUACGGUUCUAUUGCGGUGUGUGCAGGAUUCAAUAAUGUCUCACACAAUCUUGCUUGUCCAGCCUACAAAGAGACCUGAAGGAAGAACAUAUGCAGACUACGAAUCUGUCAACGAGUGUAUGGAAGGAGUGUGUAAGAUGUAUGAAGAACACUUAAAAAGAAUGAAUCCCAACAGCCCAUCGAUCACAUAUGAUAUCAGUCAGCUGUUUGACUUCAUUGAUGACCUAGCAGAUCUUAGCUGUCUGGUGUAUCGCGCAGACACCCAGACGUAUCAGCCCUACAACAAAGAUUGGAUUAAAGAGAAGAUUUAUGUACUGCUCCGUCGGCAGGCUCAGCAAGCUGGAAAAUAAGAACGCUGUGGGUGAUGCGCAUAUGUACAGCGAGCGGUAGACUGAGGGGUUUUUUUUUUUUCUGUAAUAUAGUGGUUUUGUGUUUUGUUAAUGCCAUAGCGGCAGUGUUUUAGAUCAAUACAGGAAAUAUAUGUUGAAAGGUUUGUUUUUUUUCAGCUGACAUGCAAACACGAAGUAUGGUCUGUGCAACGGAUUACUUGUACCCUCUCAUUACAAAGUCCAGCUGUGCCUCUAAAGAAUAGCUGGAUUAUGCAAUGAUUCUCAAUUCCCAUUUUCUAUUUUUAUUUUGAUAUUUUUUUUUUUGUCUGGAUUAACUAUGCGGCAAAUAUUAAAUUUUAGGUGAAAUUAAUAAAAUAAAAAAUACUUGGUAGAUAA
Molecule: messenger RNA, 795 nt
Organism: Pseudophryne corroboree (corroboree frog)
Lineage: Eukaryota; Metazoa; Chordata; Amphibia; Anura; Myobatrachidae
Gene: ERH
Product: ERH mRNA splicing and mitosis factor
Exons: 4
Coding region: 106-420 (104 amino acids)
Source: RefSeq, a predicted model, not a curated record